AUGACCAUGCAACAGAACAACCGGGCACUUGGCCCGACAGUCCCGCUCAUUAUUGGCAAUAAAGAUAUAUUGACCUCAAAAACGUUUGAUGUCUCAAAUCCCGGGCAAGGCUACAUCGAGCAUCAAUUCAGCUCGGCGACUGUGAUAGAGGCCAUCCAGGCUGCGGAUUCGGCACAAAAGGCCUUCCCUUCGUGGUCAAAGACCAAGCCGUCUGUUCGUCGAGACAUCUUGCUGAAGACCGCGGACACCUUCCUGGCACAGAAGGAUGAUUUCAUCCGCUACAUGUGUGACGAAACGGGAUCCCAGGUUCCAUACGCGGAUUUCAUAUUCAUGCUUGGCGUGAAUCUUCUGAAGGAUGUCGCCGGCAAAGUCUCUGGUAUCUCAGCCACUAUGCCAGUCGUUACCGAGGAGGGAACCAGCGCAGCUGUCUAUAAGCAGCCGUACGGCAUUAUUCUGGGAAUUGCACCCUGGAAUGCACCAUAUAUUUUGGGCACUCGCGCAGUUGCUCUUGCGCUCGCUGCUGGAAACACUGUGGUGCUGAAAGGCUCAGAGCUGUCCCCCAAAUGCUUCUGGGCUAUUGGAGACGCAUUUCAACGUGCCGGGCUACCCGAAGGCUGCCUUAACGUGGUCUACUCUCAACCAGAAGAGGCCCAGGAAGUUACCACGGCACUCGUCGCCCACCCGGCCGUCAAAAAGUUGAGCUUUACUGGAAGCACGGUCGUGGGUCGCAAGAUUGCAAGCAUUGCGGCCCAGUAUAUUAAACCGGCGAUCUUAGAAUUGGGAGGGAAAGCUCCAACUAUUGUGCUCGACGAUGCCAAUUUGGAAAAGGCGGCAAUGGGCGCUGUAUUAGGCUCGUUUAUUCACGCUGGUCAAGUUUGCAUGUGCACAGAGCGUAUCAUUGUUCACAGCGCUGUGGCUGAUAACUUUCGUCUCGCGUUGAAGAAGGCAUUCGAGACAAUUUUGGGAGGCCCCAAUACUGAGCUGGUCGCCAUUAAUGCGGCUGCAAUUACUAAGAAUAAGAACUUGGUCACAGAUGCUCUUGUCAAAGGCGGAAAGAUCCUGAUCGGAGACACAGUUACCGCCACAACGUCCGACACCCGCAUGAGGGCUGUCAUUCUGGAAAAUGUUACCAAGGAUAUGGAUAUCUACGGCACGGAAAGUUUUGGUCCCACUGUGUCUCUCUUCGAGGUCAACAGUGACGAAGAAGCUAUUGAGCUCGCCAACGACACCGAGUACGGCCUGAGUGCAGCAGUAUAUACUAAUAACUUAGCAAGAGGUUUGCGGGUUGCUCGACAAAUUGACUCUGGUGCCGUGCAUCUCAACUCAAUGACUGUUCACGAUGAAGCUGCGCUUCCGCACGGUGGGGUCAAGGCCAGCGGCUAUGGACGCUUCGGAGCCAAUAUGCUAGAUGAGUUCCUGUGGACGAAGUCGGUUACCUGGGAUGAUUAG
This is a messenger RNA of Penicillium egyptiacum, 1449 nucleotides long. The record is from the annotation of a GenBank genome assembly. Lineage: Eukaryota; Fungi; Ascomycota; Eurotiomycetes; Eurotiales; Aspergillaceae.